CGAGCCGGGAGGCUGCGGUCUCCCAGCGCACGGAGCGGGCUCGUUCGGCGGCGGGCGGUCCGGUUCACUAUCAGUCCGCUCCUGCCGCCGCGACGGGGAAGCUGCGGGAACUGCGCCUGCAGCUCGCGCGCGCCGCCCCAAGGACCUCAACCACGACUGGAUCUGGGGCGGCUGCGGCGACAACCUCGAGUACGGAUAUCGCUUCACCGAGGGCUUCGUCGACGUGAAGGAGCGGGAGAUCCAAUCACCAGACAGGGCACGCGCGAGCCAGGGUAAAAGCUUUCUGAUGAACCUGCACAACAACGAGGCCGGCCGCAGGGCUGUGUAUAGAAACCACCUCGUGGCGUGUAAGUGUCAUGGCGUCAGCGGCUCCUGCAGUCUGAAGACAUGCUGGCAACAGCUAUCCCCGUUCAGGUCGAUAGGCGAGUGGCUGAAGGAUCGCUACGACGGAGCCACCGAGGUCAAGGUCAACCGGCGGGGCAAGCUGCAGCUGGCCAACAAGCGCUUUAACCUGCCGACGGCCGAGGACCUGGUCUACAUGGAGGAGUCUCCCGAUUACUGCAUGUACAGUCCACGCACGGGCUCCCUCGGUACGAAGUCGCGAGUUUGUAACAAGGCGGCUGCUGGCAUGGACGGCUGCACGCUGCUGUGCUGCGGCAGAGGCUACAACACGCAGAAGGUGGUCGUCGUCGAGCGCUGCAACUGCAAGUUCCACUGGUGCUGCUUCGUCAAGUGCGAGACGUGCAGCAAAGACGUCGACCAGCACAUGUGCAAGUAGUGGUGGUGGAGCGUCGCCUGGCGGCGGGGAGGGGUGGAGCGACGGUGCUGCCACCGUGCGUGAUGGCGGCGAGAGAUGAAAUCGUGAGGAAAAGGGAGAAUCCCGCGCGCGCGCGCGACCGCCAUUGUUGUUUACGUCACGCGUCACGUGAUGCGAUGACGCGCGGUUGGGGUAGACGGUAGCCAUUACGGUUGUAGUGCUGUCAACGAACGCUGCGCGGCGCUGAAGUCGCGUCGUCUGCGAGGGUCACGUGCGUAAGUGACGUCGGUAUGUUGUAAAUUACGUCAGGAAUUCGCCGCGGAAGAAUUUCGUCGGAAGAAGUGAUGUAUUGUUGUCACUUAUUAUAUUAUACCAGCUAUGCAAAGAAAUGUGUUCGCAUAUAUACACAUACGGUACCUACGUGUAGCAUCGUGUAUGAGGGGGUGCGUGGUGGUUUUCUUAAUGCAGAGAAAAGGUUUUUUGACUAUGUUUUCGUGCGGCUAGGUUUCACUUCCGCGUCGUGUUGCAACUUCGUGUGUGCCCCUCAGAUUUUCGUCGAACCGGAAGUUCGGAUGAUUGCGAGCGGAAGUUGUCACUCCGUCUCGUGUAUGAUACACAACUUCGUACGUAAACCCACGAUUAUAUUCAUAUAAAUGCCGUAACUUAUUUGAUUGUAACUGUGAUUAGUGCCAACGUGCAGCCGUAUAGAAAUUUACACUCUGAUUUUUUUCGCGCGUUAGAAUUAAGGUUUACUUUGUUACGCGCGAAGUAUGUGUAGCGCUAUAGCCGAUAGAUGGCGCCCGCGUAGCUUAAACCUUCUACUACGUCUACUGUCAAUGGAUAUGAGGUACUGAGUUUUUAUUUUUUGCAAUUUACUAUGUGCUCUCAAACGAUUGGUAGGUACAGUGGUAGACAAAAUACGAUCAAAUUGAUGUUUAAUUUAUGUAAUAUAUUAUAUAUAAAAGGUAGGAGCCGCAUGUAUUUCAUGUAAUUCUGACGUAUCAAGCAUAUAUACAUGAGAUACGAUGAGUUAAUAAUAACCCUGCGACCAGGAAGAUCGUUUUUAAUCGAGGAAAAUAGACACAAACAUUUGUAUGUGUAUGUGUGAGUAUGAGUGUGAGUGUGUGUGUGUGUGUAUGAGUGUGAGUGUGUGUGUGUGUG
Priapulus caudatus is the source of this 1918-nucleotide messenger RNA. Its product is annotated as protein Wnt-5b-like. NCBI's taxonomy places the organism in Eukaryota, Metazoa, Priapulida, Priapulimorpha, Priapulimorphida, Priapulidae. Gene Ontology annotation, cellular component: extracellular region. The record is from RefSeq and is a predicted model, not a curated record. Gene Ontology annotation, molecular function: frizzled binding; cytokine activity. The annotation marks the transcript as partial. The transcript is spliced from 3 exons. Gene Ontology annotation, biological process: cell fate commitment; neuron differentiation; canonical Wnt signaling pathway.